Candidozyma haemuli is the source of this 1725-nucleotide messenger RNA. RefSeq names its product Plb4.5p (gene PLB4.5). Gene Ontology annotation, biological process: glycerophospholipid catabolic process. The coding region runs from base 1 to 1725 and encodes 574 amino acids. Gene Ontology annotation, cellular component: intracellular membrane-bounded organelle; extracellular region; plasma membrane. NCBI's taxonomy places the organism in Eukaryota, Fungi, Ascomycota, Pichiomycetes, Serinales, Metschnikowiaceae. The record is from RefSeq and is a predicted model, not a curated record. Gene Ontology annotation, molecular function: A2-type glycerophospholipase activity. The transcript has 2 exons.
AUGGGUGCAAAAAGAGAAGAAAUUACAAAGGAGGCAUUAGAAGACUUUUUGGAAACUCAUCUUUCUGACUUUGAUCUGGAUUUGCUUAAAAAUGGCUCUUUUAGGCUUGCCACGGCGUUUUCCGGUGGUGGGUAUAGGGCUAUGCUUGUGGGUGCUGGAGAGUUGGCGGCUAUAGAUAGUAGGUCGCUGGGAGAGUCUCCAGUGGCUGGACUUCUUCAGGCCAGUACGUAUAUUGCUGGGCUUCUGGGCGGUCUGUGGCUCUUGGGGCUGGUGGCCAUGCAAAAUUGGCCUUUGGUGGAGGAUAUAGUGGAUGAUCCGCUGGGGCCUGGGUUGUGGAAUAUCACUAAAGAGAAUGGGAUCUUGGAUACUUCAGAUAUGUUUUGGGAUAAACCAGAUGGAGACGGAAUUGGCGAUGAAAUAGAGGCCAAGGAGAAGGCCGGGUUUUAUACUUCGGCUACGGAUAUCUGGGGCAGAGCUUUGGCCCACCAGUUGUUUCCUAGCGUUGAAAACUACUUUGCGCCACUUCUUUGGUCGGAUAUUCAAAAUACUCUGGCGUUUUAUAACCAUUCCAUGCCUUUCCCUUUGGUUACAGCCUUGGCUCGUAGACCAGAUUCCUUGGUUUACGAUUUGAACUCGCCAGUGGUGGAAUUCAAUCCUUUGGAAAUGGGUUCCUUCGAUUCCUCCAUCAAUUCUUUCUUCCCUACAAAGUACUUGGGUACGAAAGUCGAUAAUGGUGAACAUAACGGUACUUGUAUUGGCGGGUUCGAUAAUGCCGCUUUUGUGGUUGGUACAUCUUCUUCGUUGUUCAACCAGUUCCUCGAUACUUUGGUUUGUCCAGACUGUGACCAGCUUCCGGGUAUUGCCAAAUGGCUUGUCAAGAACUUAUUGCAACGCAUGUCCAAACAAAAGGAGGAUAUUGCUAUCUAUAAUCCUAAUCCUUUCUACGGUUCUGAACACGCUGGAUCUAGCAAUUUAUCUUCCAGUGACUCGCUCUUCCUCAUGGAUGGUGGGAUUGGCGGUGAAUACAUUCCUUUAUCUUCAGUGAUGAACACACAUCGUCAGUUAGAUACCGUCUUUGCUCUUGACAAUAACCCUGGCGGCUGGCCAGAUGGAUCCUCGCUUGUUAAUGCCUACCGUCGUUCGCUGACAUACGAAGGAAAGUCGCUCAUUUGUCCUUACGUUCCUGGCGAGGACACUUUCGCUGCUCAUAACUUGACUGCUCGUCCUGUUUUCUUUGGAUGUGAUGCCAAAAACCAAACCGAUCUUGCUAAAGACGACGUUAUUCCACCUUUGGUUAUUUACUUGGCCAACCGUCCAUUUGAGUUUUACACUAACCAGUCAACUCUUCAGUUAACUUACCCAGAUGGAGAAAAGAAGGCUACCGUUCAAAACGGGUUCGAUAUUGCCUCUCAAAUGAACGGUACUGUUGACAGUGAAUGGGGCACUUGCGUUGCUUGUGCUCUUAUAAGAAGAGAACAAGAACGUCAAGGCCAAGAACAAAGCGACGAGUGUAAGAAGUGCUUUAAGAAGUACUGUUGGGACGGUUCUGUGUAUGAGGGACCCAAGUACUACCGUCCAGUGAACUACACUAUAGAUGGUCUUACAAACAGCAGUAUGACGCUUUGGGGAAACAGUACCGUCUACGUGCCUGAUGAUAGUACCGGCAGUGGUGGUAUUUGGGGCUUUGUCGGUAGAAUCUACAGCUGGGUUAAGCUGUUGUUUUAA